CGCAGGGCGCAGCGGCAGAGCCAGGAGCCAGCGCAGCCUCGUCUCCGCAGCCUCGUCCCCGCCGCCGCCGCCCCCGGGGCAUGGCCUGUCUGAUGGCCGCUUUCUCGGUCGGCACAGCCAUGAAUGCCAGCAGUUACUCCGCAGCGAUGACGGAGCCCAAGUCUGUGUGCGUCUCUGUAGACGAGGUGGUCUCCAGCAACGUGGACGACGCUGAGACCGACCUUCUGAACGGGCAUCUGAAGAAGGUGGACAACAAUCUCACCGAGGCCCAGCGCUUUUCCUCCCUGCCCCGGAGAGCAGCUGUGAACAUCGAAUUCAAAGACCUUUCCUACUCUGUUCCCGAAGGACCCUGGUGGAGGAAGAAAGGAUACAAGACCCUUCUGAAAGGCAUCUCUGGGAAGUUCAACAGUGGAGAGUUGGUGGCCAUCAUGGGGCCCUCUGGGGCUGGGAAAUCCACGCUCAUGAACAUUCUGGCUGGAUACAGGGAGACCGGCAUGAAGGGGGCAGUCCUCAUCAACGGCAUGCCCCGUGACCUGCGCUGCUUCCGGAAGGUGUCCUGUUACAUCAUGCAGGAUGACAUGCUGCUGCCACACCUCACCGUGCAGGAGGCCAUGAUGGUGUCAGCACAUCUGAAGCUACAGGAGAAGGAUGAAGGCAGAAGGGAGAUGGUCAAGGAGAUCCUGACGGCACUUGGCUUGCUGUCUUGCGCCAACACCCGGACGGGGAGCCUAUCGGGCGGCCAGCGGAAGCGCCUGGCCAUCGCACUGGAGCUGGUCAACAACCCUCCAGUCAUGUUCUUUGAUGAGCCCACCAGCGGCCUGGACAGUGCCUCCUGCUUCCAGGUGGUGUCCCUGAUGAAGGGGCUGGCCCAGGGAGGCCGGUCCAUCGUCUGCACCAUCCACCAGCCCAGCGCCAAGCUCUUUGAGCUCUUCGACCAGCUUUACGUCCUCAGUCAAGGACAAUGUGUGUACCGGGGGAAGGUCUCCAACCUGGUGCCGUACUUGAGGGGUUUGGGCCUGAGCUGCCCUACCUACCACAACCCAGCAGAUUUUGUCAUGGAGGUGGCUUCGGGCGAGUACGGCGAUCAGAACGGCCGCCUGGUGAGAGCAGUGCGGGAGGGCCUGUGCGACUCCGACUACAAGAGAGACCUCGCGGGGGACGCCGAGGUGAACCCCUUCCUCUGGCACCGGCCCCCCGAAGAGGAUUCUGCCUCCAUGGAGGGCUGCCACAGCUUCUCCGCCAGCUGCCUCACCCAGUUCUGCAUCCUCUUCAGAAGGACCUUCCUCAGCAUCAUGAGGGACUCGGUCCUGACGCACCUGCGGAUCACCUCCCACAUCGGGAUCGGCCUCCUCAUUGGCCUGCUCUACCUGGGCAUCGGGAAUGAAGCCAAGAAGGUGUUGAGCAACUCUGGCUUCCUCUUCUUCUCCAUGCUCUUUCUCAUGUUUGCCGCCCUCAUGCCCACCGUUCUGACCUUUCCCCUGGAGAUGGGCGUCUUCCUUCGGGAACACCUGAACUACUGGUACAGCCUGAAGGCCUACUACCUGGCCAAGACCAUGGCCGACGUCCCCUUCCAGGUCAUGUUCCCCGUGGCCUACUGCAGCAUCGUGUACUGGAUGACCUCGCAGCCGUCGGACGCUGUGCGCUUCGUCCUCUUUGCUGCCCUGGGCACCAUGACCUCCCUCGUGGCUCAGUCUCUAGGCCUGCUGAUCGGAGCGGCCUCCACGUCCCUGCAGGUGGCGACGUUCGUGGGUCCUGUGACGGCCAUCCCAGUCCUCCUGUUCUCAGGGUUCUUCGUCAGCUUCGACACCAUCCCGACGUACCUGCAGUGGAUGUCCUACAUCUCCUACGUCAGGUAUGGCUUCGAGGGCGUCAUCCUCUCCAUCUACGGGCUGGACCGAGAGGACCUGCACUGCGACAUCGACGAGACCUGCCACUUCCAGAAGUCGGAGGCCAUCUUGCGCGAGCUGGACGUGGAGAACGCCAAGCUGUACCUGGACUUCAUCGUCCUUGGGGUUUUCUUCAUCUCCCUGCGCCUCAUCGCCUAUUUUGUCCUGCGGUACAAGAUCCAGGCAGAGAGGUAAAAGCCCCGGAUGGCUGCAAGGAGCAAACGAGACAUGUGGCCAAGGGCCCUGAGUCGCCGCGCGGCCUGCGCCCGAGACGAGACUGGAGACCAUGCGGGCUGGAGGGCUCUGAGAUUGCUCCUCCGCCCGGCUGGGUCGGUUCUUCUCUCCAUCACCUUUUCUAGCUGUAACUAGGAAGAUGUAGAAAGGUUUGUUUUUUACACACAGGAUUUAAAACCGCCACAGCUGGUGACGAGGGGCUCCCGUGGAAAGGCUCUUCCUGAGGCCCGGUGACGCUUGUCCUCCCUGAAGGUUGCCUGGGAGCUGGAUGUCCUGGGGCAGGAAGUGCGAGGGCAGGACCCCACAUUAGGACUGCGGUUUCUAAGGUCAUCUUCCUGAGGUUUAUCUCUUCUCCAUCAGAGUCACUUUUCCAGCCAAAAGUUGAUAAAUUGCAUUCAUUUUAAGAAACUGUAUCUUUUUAGCACUUGCUGAGGACUUACCCAGGGUAAAUUCCACGCUCUGUGUAGAGGUACCGGGGUUCAGCCUGAUGCCAGAGUGGGUCGGCUGCAGGGGGAGCCCGUGAAAGGUGCAGGUGCCACUGCAGGAGGAGUGGCUCCACACCACCCCACUCCCCAGGCAGCACUGCCCAGCUGACCACAGCUGUAGGACCAGGUGGCCACCUCUUGCAAGCCCUUUUCAUUCCCAUGUGCUUCUUAUUUUAAGCAGACUAGAUCGUUUCUUCCUAACUUUCUGACCACCUUCAUUUUUCCUAAAAAAGAAAAAAAUAUUGUGUAGAAGAUAACCCCUGUUGAUUUCUAAAGAGGUCUCCUCCUGGUUCCUCUCCCACACCAUCUACCUCCGCAGAACCUGGGAGGCUGAGCUUAGGGCAGUUGCAGCUGUGGCCUGGGGAGAUGAGUCAGCUGGAGCAGCUGGUGAGGGGAGCAGCUGGACCAGAGGGGGCGGUGCCGUGAGACCCUUCUUUUUCCAGAACAUCUGUGCUAGAGCCCUCUCCUGUGAAGGCUGUGUUUUGCGUGGGCAGGUCGCUAACCUCUCUGAGCCAGUGUCCUCGCCUGUAAAUAAUUGCACCAGACCAUGCGCCAGGUCCCUUCCAGCUCCAGAAGGUUCUGAGGUCCCUCACUCGUGGCCCCAAAGCUUUCGUUCCCUGCUGGUAGAGAAUGGAACGUGUCUGGAUUUUACUUCCACGUGCAUCUGGUUGGAAAAUGCUUAGAGAGUCUUUUUAUUUUUUUCACUCCUUGAUCUUUUUUAGUAAAUCCAAUUGAAAUGCAAGUAAAGUGUAGUUUUAAGUUUGCUUGUUCUAUACAGAUAUGGCCUUCUAGAUUCAGUUUGUAACCAGGGUCAAACUUUGCCUUUAUAAAAGUCUUCAUUUGAUUUCAAGUGUGAGACGUUGCACACAGGUGAGGCCUGGGAAUGGAGCUGGAAAAGCGAAAGCCCUGUGUAGAGCCUCAGAGACCCCCAGGCGGGGCCAGCCCAGAAGCCCCCACCCCCACCCCCACCCCCGGCGCUCAUGGAGCCUUCCUGCAAGGGGCAGCGCCAUAGGGCCACAGGACAUGUGCUCCAAAGACAGCUCCCUUCUUGCAGAGCCUGAGACUGCAGUGCCACACCUCGGCAAGUUCAGAAGGGAUCCUGAGGUUCCUCUAGAUUUAGAAUCUGUUUCCCAAGAGCACCAAAGCCCUCUGAAGGGAUUCUGCUUCCCCAUUUCCAAUUUCCACUGUGACAGAUUAUUUUUCCCUUAAUAAAUAAGGAUCUGAUUGGGGUCCUUCCAAGGGACAGAUCUCUGGGACAGAUCUCGGGCUGUCCGCAGCUGGAAGGGAAGGCACAUGCCAACUGUGACAGGGUUAUUUUAAAGGCACCCAUCCCUCAGCACAGUGUUGCUGGCCCCUUCCCUGCAGUCCUGAGAGGGCAGCCAGGCAGGCCAGAGGCCUUCCACCCCCUCCCGGUGCCCCCUCCCGGUGCCCUCCCUCUCCCAGGGUGGCUGUGUAUCUACAGACAUACGCGCACCAGGAACGUGCUGGUGUGCAGACCUGCUCCAGGUGCGUGUCCGGUACUGUGGGUCUCCCUGUCACCCUGCUGACCUUGUGUUCCCGGAUGCUUUGUGAAUACCUGCCCCCGUGAGCUAGGUAGGACAGCAACCAAGCAGCCAGCUGUGUUUCUAAAUCAUGGCGGUCAAGCUGCAUGACAGCGCUCGUUCCUGUGCCGGGAUGUGACCCAGACAGCGCCCCGCGUCUGAUGCCUUUGGUGACUUCUGGCUGUAACAUCCCUCCCCUGCUCCCCACCUCGUCUGAGAGUCCACAGCCCCCACUUCUCCACUUCUACUCUGCUGGACAUCAGCAGACAGUUAAGCCCCUCUCAAGUUCCUUUGAGUGGGCAGGCCUGUCCCCAGGGAGGGGAGCAGCCCUGGAGCACCUGACAGAGCUGGGGCUCGAAUAUGACCCCGCCACCUGGGGGCACCUUCAGGACCAGGGCAGCCACCAUGAGGGUUUUAGGUGAAAACUCAUGUCGAGCCCACAGAGGGUCGUUUUCCCCACUGGAGGUCAGGCGUGGUCAGUGUCCACGAGGUAGCAGCCACCUUCGUGGGUGUCAGAGGGCAGAGCCCAGGGUGCCAUGUGCUGAGCCAGCCGCCCUGCGGGCCCCUCUGUUCCUUUGCUCCUGCAUCAAAUCUCCCCUGAUCCAGCCACGGCCUGGUGCUGUCCUGGGCCCGGCCGAGGGAGCUCCAGGCCACCCCUGGCUGUGCCUGGAGGCUCCGCCCCCUUGCAGGUGAGGAAAGCUGAGGCUGGAGAGGCCAGGCUGUGCUGCGGCCCCGGAGCUAGGAAGAGCAGAGGGGGCUGGAACCUCGGGCCGACCCCAUGUCCCUGCUUUUUACUUUGCUCUGCUGCCUCCUGUUCGUCACAUGCAAAUGUACCGGAGUCGCUUCGGCAAGUAUAAGUGCAACAGUACAUCAGCAGAUACUCGGUCAGUUACGCGUCUUGCCAAGCAGAUGGCUGAGGUGAGGGAGGUCUGCCUCUCUCUCCUUUGAGGGCCUUAUAUCCAGUGCCAUUUGGGCGUUGCUGGCCGGCCUGGGGCUGCUGUCAGCUUGUCUCAGUGGAGAGGGACCACCCUGCCCUUGCCUGGUCCCAGCACAGCCCCCCUGCAGGGACUGGGGCUCGACGGGGCUGAUGUGGCUGUGUGUGUCUACAGACAUCCGUGCACAUGUGUGCACGGGAACGUGCUGGCGUGCAGACCUGCUCCAGGUGCGUGUCUGCUAGUGUUAUUCUGUGGCAUUCUUCAUCUCAGUAGCAAGGUGGUCUCUGAGCCCUCACUGCCUUCACCCCAAAAGGAAAGAGAGCUUUCUCUCCUCUCGUGCCUGCUGCAGAUGGGGAGAGUGUGGUCCUGACCUGCCAAGGCUUCUGUCUGACGCCAGCUAAGUCGGGACAAGACGUCAAACAAAACCCAGUGGGCAGAGGGAGGUGUAGAGUGUAUGAAGAGAAAGUCAGAUAAUUUUAAGGAAUAAAGACUGCUAAUAAAAUAUUUUGUAUAAAACUUU
Marmota monax (woodchuck) is the source of this 5601-nucleotide messenger RNA. RefSeq names its product ATP binding cassette subfamily G member 1 (gene Abcg1). Gene Ontology annotation, cellular component: plasma membrane. The transcript is spliced from 15 exons. Gene Ontology annotation, biological process: cholesterol homeostasis; transmembrane transport. Gene Ontology annotation, molecular function: ATP binding; ABC-type sterol transporter activity; ATP hydrolysis activity. The coding region runs from base 81 to 2081 and encodes 666 amino acids. The record is from RefSeq and is a predicted model, not a curated record. Lineage: Eukaryota; Metazoa; Chordata; Mammalia; Rodentia; Sciuridae.